AUGCCGAUACAAGAACGAAAUUCAACAAUGGCUUUAACCGGAAAUAAUUUAACUGAUAAUUCAUCAUUAUUAUUAUCAUCCAAUCUUCAACAUCCGUCAUCUAUAUUUAAUCUAUUUGAUGAUACGUCACUCAAUUAUUUUUCUUCCUUAACACCAACUAUGGAUUUAUCUGAUAGAACAACAGUGAAAAUAUCAAAUACAAAUAAUAAUAAUAAUUUAACUGAUGCCGAACUUGCUGCUUUAUUUGUAUCAUCUAUGAUUACAACAACACCCUUAACACAAACAACAACACCAACAGCAACAAAUAAUUCAAUUGAUAAUAUAAAUAAUAAUAAUAAUGAAAUAUCAUCAAAUACAUUAGAUGAUGUAUUUUUAAAUCAAGUUACUGAUUUAACGUAUUGUUCAUCACCAUCAUCGACAAUUAUUGAUAAACAACAAACAAUAGGACCACCACCUGGUUUUGAAAAUUUUCUUUUUAAUACAUCAUCAACAUCCGAUUUACUUGUUUCAAAAACAACGAAUAAUACUCCAACAAUAUCAUCAAUUAGUAAUACUCCUAUGGAAACAACUGUUUCUUCUUCAGAUACAAUUAAUUUUAGUCAGUUAUUAAAAUCGACAACUGUCGAUACACAACAGCAACAACAAUCAAUCGUUGGUAAUGCUGGAAAUAUUCAUUCAUCAUCAUCAUCAUCUCAUUCACCAUUUACAUCCGAUGAACAAUCUUUAUUUUUUCCAAUGUCUACUCAUUCAUACUCAUCAGCAUCAUCAUCAUCAUCAUCAAUUCUUCAUGCAACAAGUCAGAUUUUUUCCACUAAUACACCUUCGUCAUCCACGACAACAACAACAACAAAUACUGCUGCUAAGCCGCAUAUGCCCAAUAGUCUUUCAUUAUAUAAUAAUAAUAAUUUAUCAACAUCAUCAUCUCUUGUUACAUUUAGUACAACAGACAGUCCUUUAUCAGCCACAACAAUUGAAAAUGAAAAGAAAAUAAUUGAUAGAAGAAUUACACCAAGUCAUAUAUUUGCAUCAACAAAUUCAUUCUUUAGUAAUGAAUCUAUAGAUUUUACUCUUUCGAAACCAAAAACAAAUAAAAAUUCAACAACAAAUCAUCAAACAUCAAUUACGGCUCGUACAUCAUCAUCAUCAACUUCAUCAUCAACUUCCUCGUCAAUCGAUGAAGCACUUAUACAAUUAACACAACAACAACAACAACAACAACAACAGCAACAGCAACAACUACAAAAUGUUAAUAAAUUAUUUAACGAUGAACCUAUAUCAAUAUUUAAUUAUUCAUCAUUACCAUCAGAAACAUCUAUAGAUAAACAACAACAAGCUGUUCAUGAUAAUAUUAAUCUUCUUGCAUCAAUGGCAACUUCAUUAACACCAAUUGCAACAGAAUCAACAUGGCAACAAUCAGCAACAUCAACAUCAUUAGAUUCAAAUAUUAAUUUAAAACGUAAAAUGCGUGCUAUGAUGCUUCAACAACAACCAUCAAGAAAUAAUUCUAUAAAUAUUCAUGAAUUAAUAGAAAAUUUAAAUGAAAUUUGUUAUAAAGGUUUCGAUGAAUUAAAUUUACUUAUACAAGAGCAACGAUGGGUACAAAGUUAUGCUAAUACAAAUUCUUCAUCAAUUCCAUCACCAAGUUCACCAUCGAGAAGUUUCAACGGUUCAAAUUGUUGUUCAUCACGAAUACUUAUUGUACCUGAAUAUUUUAUAUUUAAAUGUAAAAAAAUUGAAAUAACUGCAAGUCAUGUUUUUGAAUUAUUAGCAAGUGAACGAGCCGAAUUACGUUUACGUGAUUUAAUGUUUGUUUUUAAAUCAUGGAAAAAAACCAUUUUAAAUGCCGAAAUAAUUCAUCAAGAUAAAGAAAAUAAGUUAAGAUUAAGUACAGAACAUCCACAAUCAUAUUAUAUGAGUGAUACAGUUUUACAAUCAGUAUUUGAUCGAGUUUUAUAUGCAAUACGUGAAUUAUGUAAUAUAACACAACAAGCUCGUGCUGCAUUUCAAUAUGCAACAUUAAAUAUCUAUCAAGCAUCGUCUCGACAACAACAAUUUCAGUCUCAAUUAUCAUCAAAUAUUCCACCAACAUCAAGUACAAUUGCUCUUGCUCAAUUACAAUCUAUGCGACAACAAAAAUAA
Rotaria sp. Silwood2 is the source of this 2139-nucleotide messenger RNA. NCBI's taxonomy places the organism in Eukaryota, Metazoa, Rotifera, Eurotatoria, Philodinida, Philodinidae. The record is from the annotation of a GenBank genome assembly.